AUGGCGACAACGGCAGGGCUGUCAUCGAACUGGCUGGCGCUUCAGAAGAAGACUACGAAGGAUGAAUCGUUGAGUAAAACGAGCAAGAAGCGGAAGUUGCAGACGGCGGAGGGAAAGACAAAGGUGGAAAUAAAGAAGAAGAAGAAGAGUAAAUCAGAGGGCGGAUCAAAGUCGUUGGAAAGCAUAGCGCUUGAAGCAGCAAAGAAAGUUAUUGGAAAGGAAAAAGAGCAGAAGAGUAGUCGUGGGAAAGAUGCAGAACUGCUGGAAUGGGCGGCGGAGAAUGAUAUCGGAUUAGAGGAUCUGGAAGAAGCGUACGGGAAGGACAAAUCAAAGACCACGAUCGGAAAGUACGUGGCUUUGGAUUGCGAGUUUGUCGGGGUUGGGUUCGAGGGCAAGAGGUCUGCGCUUGCGCGGGUGUCGAUGGUGAAUUACCAUGGUGCGAUUGUGAUGGACGAGUUUGUGAGGCCUGAGGAGAAGGUUACGGAUUGGAGAACGUGGGUUAGUGGUAUAAGACCAGAGGAUAUGAAGGAUGCGAAAUCAUUCAAAGAAGUACAGUACAAAGUCGCCGAGAUUUUGAAAGACCGGAUCUUAGUAGGCCACGCGAUCAAGAACGAUCUGAAGGUGCUGAUGAUUUCGCACCCGGCGCGACUGAUCAGAGACACCUCGAAGCUGCCCGAGUUUAGAAAACUGACAAAGGGCCGGACGCCGUCGCUGAAGAAGGUGGCGAAGGAGAUCCUCGGGAUCGAGAUCCAGGGAGAAGAGCACUCGUCGAUAGAGGAUGCUCGGGCGUGUAUACUGUUGCUGCGCAAGUAUAAGGAGGAGUUCGACAGGCUUGCGCAGAGGGGGACGCGAGGGGCUGAGGAGAAGAAGGGCAAGCAGCUUCUGCCGGCUACUGAAGAGGCGUGA
Messenger RNA from Myxozyma melibiosi, 906 nucleotides. RefSeq names its product ribonuclease H-like domain-containing protein. Gene Ontology annotation, molecular function: nucleic acid binding; 3'-5' exonuclease activity. The coding region runs from base 1 to 906 and encodes 301 amino acids. The record is from RefSeq and is a predicted model, not a curated record. Gene Ontology annotation, biological process: rRNA processing; ribosomal large subunit assembly. The transcript is spliced from 3 exons. NCBI's taxonomy places the organism in Eukaryota, Fungi, Ascomycota, Lipomycetes, Lipomycetales, Lipomycetaceae. Gene Ontology annotation, cellular component: nucleus.